AUGGCGGCCGCCGCAGGUAGAUCGCUCCUGCUGCUCCUCUCCUCCCGGGGCGGCGGCGGGGGCGCCGGCGGCUGCGGGGCGCUGACUGCCGGCUGCUUCCCCGGGCUCGGCGUCAGCCGCCACCGGCAGCACCAGCAGCACUGCGGGAGAAAGGUGCACCAGAGGCUUUCUUCCUGGCCGGAUUUAGGAGUGGUUUAUUGCAGCACUGCUGUGCCCUCUGAUGAUGUGACUGUGGUUUAUCAAAACGGGCUACCUGUGAUAUCUGUCAGACUCCCAUCUCGGCGGGAACGCUGCCAGUUCACACUUAAGCCAAUCUCAGACUCCGUGGGUGUGUUUUUACGACAACUGCAAGAGGAGGAUCGGGGAAUUGACAGAGUUGCAGUUUAUUCACCAGAUGGCGUUCGAGUCGCUGCCUCAACGGGGAUAGACCUUCUCCUCCUUGAUGACUUUAAGCUGGUCAUCAAUGACUUAACGUACCACGUGCGACCACCAAAGAGAGACCUCUUAAGCCAUGAAAAUGCAGCAACGCUGAAUGAUGUCAAGACGCUGGUCCAACAGCUGUACACGACACUGUGCAUUGAGCAGCACCAGCUAAACAAGGAGCGGGAGCUCAUCGAGCGGUUAGAGGAUCUUAAAGAGCAGCUGGCUCCCCUGGAAAAGGUACGAAUGGAAAUCAGCCGAAAAGCUGAGAAGAGAACCACUUUGGUGCUAUGGGGUGGACUUGCCUACAUGGCCACACAGUUUGGCAUUUUGGCCCGGCUUACAUGGUGGGAAUACUCCUGGGACAUCAUGGAGCCUGUCACCUACUUCAUUACUUACGGAAGUGCCAUGGCCAUGUAUGCGUAUUUUGUAAUGACCCGCCAGGAAUAUGUUUAUCCAGAAGCCAGAGACAGACAAUACUUACUAUUUUUCCAUAAAGGAGCCAAAAAGUCACGUUUUGACCUAGAGAAAUAUAAUCAACUCAAGGAUGCAAUUGCUCAGGCAGAAAUGGACCUUAAGAGACUGAGAGACCCAUUACAAGUACAUCUGCCCCUACGACAAAUUGGCGACAAAGACUGA
Molecule: messenger RNA, 1059 nt
Organism: Chrysochloris asiatica (Cape golden mole)
Lineage: Eukaryota; Metazoa; Chordata; Mammalia; Afrosoricida; Chrysochloridae
Gene: MCU
Product: mitochondrial calcium uniporter
Exons: 9
Coding region: 1-1059 (352 amino acids)
Biological process (GO): mitochondrial calcium ion homeostasis; calcium import into the mitochondrion
Cellular component (GO): uniplex complex; mitochondrial inner membrane
Molecular function (GO): calcium channel activity; uniporter activity
Source: RefSeq, a predicted model, not a curated record